This is a messenger RNA of Mercurialis annua (annual mercury), 1160 nucleotides long. RefSeq lists its product as uncharacterized. Gene Ontology annotation, molecular function: hydrolase activity. The record is from RefSeq and is a predicted model, not a curated record. NCBI's taxonomy places the organism in Eukaryota, Viridiplantae, Streptophyta, Magnoliopsida, Malpighiales, Euphorbiaceae. The transcript has 3 exons. Bases 81 to 1031 code for a protein of 316 amino acids.
AAUCCAUAAAUAAGAAGAGAAACAAAUAUAGCAUUCACACAUACAAUUUCUGAAAAACUGUUAACUGAAGAAUAACAAUUAUGGAGAAAAUAGAGCACACAACAGUUUCUACAAAUAACAUAAACAUGCACGUAGCAGCAAUCGGAACAGGCCCAGAAAUCCUCUUCGUCCAUGGCUUUCCUGAACUCUGGUACUCAUGGCGACACCAACUUCUCUCUCUAUCCGCCCUCGGCUACCGUUGCAUAGCGCCCGACCUCCGCGGAUACGGUGAUACGGAUGCCCCGGAAUCAUUGACGGAGUACACAGCGUUUCACAUCGUGGGCGACUUGAUUGGGGUCCUCGACUCGAUGGGGAUCAAGCAGGUGUUCUUGGUUGGACAUGACUGGGGUGCUAUGAUAGCCUGGUAUUUUUGUUUAUUCAGACCUGAUAGAGUCAAGGCCUUGGUCAACACCAGUGUCGCAUUCCUGCCCAGGGAGCCGCGGGCCAAGCCGACCGACCUGUUCAGGACUAUUUACAGUGAUGAUUACUAUGUUUGCCGAUUUCAGGAGCCUGGAGAAGCUGAAGAAGAUUUUGCUCAAGCUGAUACAGCAAAAUUGAUUAGGAGUGUUUUUACUUUGCGCGACCCGAGUCCGCCUAUUCUGGCUAAGGAGAUUGGAUUCAGAUCGUUGCCCGAUCCUCCGAGUUUACCCUCUUGGUUGACGGAGGAAGAUGUCGACUACUAUGCUGAUAAAUUUAACAAAAAAGGGUUCACCGGAGGAUUGAAUUAUUAUAGAAACAUGAACAGAAACUGGGAGCUAAUGGCACCAUGGGAUGGGGUCCAAAUAAAAGUAGCAGUAAAGUUCAUAAUUGGAGAUUUGGACCUAACCUACCAUUUUCCAGGAAUGAAGGAAUAUAUACACAAUGGUGGGUUCAAACAAGUUGUUCCUCUUUUGCAAGAAGUGGUGGUAAUGGAAGGUGUAGCUCACUUCAUCAACCAAGAAAAACCUGAUGAAAUUAGUAAACAUAUUUAUGACUUUAUUACCAAGUUUUGAUUAUGUUAAUGCAAAUUAGAGAAGCUAAUUAAUAAUUUCAUGUGGGUUAGCUCUUCCUUAAUAAGAACAAACAGCUGAAUUAGUAGUUGAUGCCUUGAUGGGAAAUAAAAUUAUUUCAUGGUUUCUGUC